AUGGAACUGCGCGCCGGCGGAUCGUCGAGGCUGGGGUCGGCUGAGUCAGCGCGGGACCCCAGCUGCCUCGACUCGCUCGUGAAGCUGCGCCUGGCCGACCCAGCUGGAUUGAUCCGUGGCUUGUCCUCGUCUAUCCAGGUCCAGAGCUCGAUUGCAGCUCGCCCGUCAAUUCGGAGACCCUCCUCAACUCGUUAUCUUCGUUCCCAGGGGGAGCUUACGGAGACCCACCCCUUCUCCCUCCCUCCCCUAGACCAAGCGCCGUGGCACCUCCGCACCAUGUCGAAUCCCGCGCAGUCCUUCGACUCCCCUCGACGGUCGGCCAUGUUCGCGCGCCAGCCCGAGGAGUUGCACAUUCCUUCGACCGGCCUGAUCAAUCCGAACCUCGCCUCCCGCCAGCCGCCCUCCCACGACUACCCUACGACGCCUGACGCGGGCGCUGCCACCCAAGUCCCAGCAAUCAACGUCCACUCCAGCGCACAGCCCAUGCAGUAUGCAAGUGGGGGUGGGAACAGCAGUGGUGCCCUUCCUGGAUCUUUGACGCCGGGUGGUCAGAAUCGCCCGCCAGCCGUCUCGGUCAACACGGCCCCGUCGGUCAUUCCUACGUUGCCGCAGUCAACACCGCAGACCAGCCAUCGCUCGAGUAUGAUCAACUCGCACGGCCAUUCACGGUCCAGUCCAGCUGGCUUUGACCAGUCUCCUAUGUUCAAACAACACGGAGUACUGGAAGGGGCCAAGUAUCCUUCGUCCCCCGGAGCUGGGUUCCCGCCACACACCCCGCUGGGCUCCAAGUACUCCCCGUUGGGGUUGGCAGAUAUUCGACCCCCAGGUGACCAUCUUCUUAGCGAUGCACUGAUGAGCCCGGGGCUGCUCCCGUACAAUGGAGAUAACCAGGUUCCAACAAACAGUAACUACGUGGCACCAUGGCCCAUAUAUGCCGUCGAUUGGUGCAAAUGGCCGAUCUCUGGAAGCUCGAGCUCGUUUGGGGGCAAGUUGGCUGUAGGGAGCUAUCUGGAAGACAAUCACAACUAUAUCCAAAUCAUUGACACACAUUGGACUCAACCCGACCCAGAUACUCCAGACGCCGCAGCGGGUGAGAUUAAGCUGGACUAUGUCAAAACCGCUGAGGCAACACACUCCUAUCCUGUUACCCGCAUCCUUUGGGAACCACCAUCUUCCCAGAAGCAGUCCACGGAUUUGCUCGCCACGUCUGGCGAUCAUCUUCGGUUGUGGUCACUCCCCAAUGCCCAACCAUUGCAGAGCUCCAACUCCAUCACCCGGCCCUCUAGCCAAAGGGAUGCUCCCCCUUCCAAGCUCUCUCCAUUGGCACUCUUGUCCAACUCUAAAUCUCCCGAGCAUACCGCUCCCAUUACCUCCCUGGAUUGGAACACCAUAUCCCCGAGUCUUAUCAUUACCUCUAGCAUCGACACAACGUGCACAAUCUGGGACAUUCCGACCUUGACUGCCAAGACACAGCUCAUUGCUCACGACAAGGAGGUUUACGAUGUUCGAUUCUGUGCAAACAGCGUUGACGUCUUCGUCAGUUGUGGUGCUGAUGGAAGUGUGCGCAUGUUUGACUUGCGAAGCCUGGAGCACAGCACUAUCAUCUACGAGCCAUCAGACAAAAAUGAAAAGCCGGUAAUGAGCCCUGGCAAUUCAAGCCCAUCUGGCCCAUCACAGUCCGGCCUCUGGCCUCCGCCACUACUGAGAAUUGCAGCCUCUCCUCACGAUGCCCACCUCCUUGCCACCUUCUCCUCGGAUUCCAAUGUCGUCCGUGUUCUUGACGUGCGGCAGCCAGGACAAGCCCUUCUUGAGCUCAAGGGCCACUCCGCGGCUCUGAACUGUGUCGAGUGGUCCCCUAACCGACGCGGCAUCCUCGCCUCUGGAGGCGACGACAGCCUUGUUCUUAUAUGGGAUCUUAUCAACCAGCACAAUGCCGUGCCUCUAUCACCUCCUCAGGCGCCCGGCGCCCCAGCCCAAGCCACGACCUCCGAGCGCGGACCCGCUGCAGCAUGGCAGUGCGACUAUGAAGUCUCAAAUAUCAGCUGGUCCCCUCAGGGCGGCCCCAACCACUCUGGCCAGCCUCGCGAAUGGCUCGGUGUCUGCGGCGGACGAGGAAUAUGGGGCGUCUCAUUAUAA
Molecule: messenger RNA, 2136 nt
Organism: Penicillium canariense
Lineage: Eukaryota; Fungi; Ascomycota; Eurotiomycetes; Eurotiales; Aspergillaceae
Exons: 4
Coding region: 1-2136 (711 amino acids)
Cellular component (GO): nucleus
Molecular function (GO): protein binding
Source: RefSeq, a predicted model, not a curated record